AAGUAUUAGAUAAAUUAGAUAUAAAAUCGAGUUUUAUUAUUUUCGUAUAAUAAAACAAAAAUAAGAAUAAAAUUAAAUUAUAUAAUUCGCUAGCUCAAAUCAUAAACAAAUAAAAAGUAAUAACUGCUGUGCAGGGAACGCUUUUGUUUAAAUUAAGCAAUCAUUAUGAACACGCUCUUGAGCAUCACACGUGUGCGAUCGGCUCUUCCCGGUAAUUUCGAGUGCUGUGCCUUGAAACGAGAGGAAGAGAGCGCGUGUGGUGUAUCGGUGUGUGGGAGGAUGACAGCUGAUUUCGAACAGUUUUGACUUGCUGUGCAGUCAAGAUAGGGCGAAAUCAUUCAAGUGAAGAGAGAUUUAUUGAACUCUCAAUUGUUAAAUAAAAAAAAAAAAAAUGUUUGGUAUUUUAUUACAAAAAUCUAAAUCUGUAAAUAUUUUAUUACAGAAUUGUCGCUUGAAUAAAAAAAAAAAAGGAAAAAUAGAGCUAGUAUGUCGACUGAUAAUCAAGACGAAAUUUUUGAACAGCAAAAGGAAAUUUUAGAUGAUUCAUCAUUAGAAAAUGAAUUAUUGGAGGGUGACGGAGAAAAUGGAGAAAAUACACAAAAUAAAGAAAAUCAAUCAGAAGAAGAAGAAACAAGGGAUAAUCCCCCUAAUAUUGAAUCUGAUAUUCAUAAUUGUAAGUUGGUCACAUGUAUGCGAGAUCAGCAAUAUUUGGUUAAGUCCAUGAAACAAGUCAUGGAAAAACACCUCAACAUGCUGGGUGAAGUCGAAAGUAUAACAAGAAAUUUAGCUACAGCAGAAAGAACACGACUAGAAACAAUACGAGAACAACGUUUAGCAACUGAAGAAGUGAGAAAGGUCUUGGUAGAAGCACAAAAAAUCUCAUCAACAAUACAACAAACACCAGCGGAUUCAGAACGACAAUUUAGACGAUUAGAUGGAAAUGUAUUCAAUUCUACCACAAUAGACGCAACAUUAGAAGCAAGUCACAUACAACAACCCAAUGCUAGUAUUGGCCAAAAUGUAAGUUUAGAAAUAGCACAAGCAUUAAAUAAUACGGCACUAGAAAUUAGAAAAACUUUAGAAUCAAAAGGGUCAGAUAAUAAAAAAGAUUAUAAAUUAACUAGAAAAAGCAAUAUGGAUGUUUGGAUGGAUCAUUUGAGAAGUGAAUUAACAGAAAAAGAUUUAAUUGAUGUAAUAAAUGAUCAAAUUAAUCCACCAAACAACCUUACUGCUGAUACCAUAUCAAAAAGACGUAAUAAAGUUAGACGCAUAAUAAUAUCACAUUUAGAAGAAUAUUAUCAUGCAGAAGUUUUAAAUAUUUCUGAUCCUAAGUUAGUCCUACAAAGAAUUAGAGAAUUUAGAAGAACAGAAAACAAUUUAACUCAUUCAGCUGUUAGAACUCAAUUAUAUAACUUAAAGCUAAAUAAAAAUGAAUCAGCUCAUAAUUUUAUUACUAGAUUUAAUGAGUUAAUUAGAAGUUAUGAAAAUUGUGAAGAAGCAAUUCCUUUGACAAAUGAGGAAAAACGAUCUGCAUUUUAUCAAGCAGUAUCGGACACAGAACCCGAUAUUAGAUCUGCUGAUUUAAUGAAAAGGCAAAUGGGUGAACAAAUGACUUUAGAUCAAUUAAAAUCAUAUUUAUUACAGUUAGAAGCAGAGAGGAAAGCAGCUAAACCCCAAAAAGCUACAACAACAACAGCAAACUCAGCUCAGGUUAAACCAGCCUGGCAGAGUGGUCCUCACCGUAAUUGCCAUAGAUGUAAUAAAACAGGGCAUAAUGAGAGUGAUUGUCCUCUAAUUAAAUACGAUUUGUAUUUUUGCUAUGUGUGCCGACAAGUAUCUAGCCACAUAGGUACAAAUUGUCCUAAACGUGGUAAUGAAAAUUACAGAGGAGGAAAUUCAUCUAGAGGAAGAGGGUAUGUAAACAAAUUAGAUAAUAAACAAAAAUGGUCAAGCACAUCAAAAACAGAUAAUCAAACUAGAGGUAGAGGUAGAAUUGUAUACAAAGGGGGUCAAACGUCGUUCAACCGCAAUAAUAAAAAGCCCUACAGUCGUCCACAAAAAUCAAAUGCUAAAGCUAAUCUAACAGGUGAGAUUUUAAAUGAUAAUACAAGUACAAAAGAAAUAAAGUUCGUAGCAGAUUCGGGUGCUACAGAACAUAUAGUUAAGAAAAGCAUAAUUCUAAGUAAUUUUAAAUAUUGCUCAAAUGAGGUUAUUAAAAGUGCUAAUAAAAAUAGAAUAGCUGAUAUAAAAAUAGAUGGAAAAGGUGAUUUGUAUUUAUACAAAGUAAAUACAAAUCAGUCUAUAAAAUUAACAAAUGUAUUAGCUGCUGAAAACAUCGCGAAAAAUUUAAUAUCAUUAAGACGCUUUGUAGAUGCUGGACUAGGAAUAUAUUUAGACGAUAAAACUUUAACAAUCUUCGAUAAAAUUACGGGAGAUGAAUUUUUAUCAGGAAAAUAUGAAAAACCAAAUUGGAUUGUAACAUUAAAAGUUAAUACAAAUGAUUCAGAAAAUUGCGAAGUAAAAUCAUAUCAAUGUAAUGGGCAAAUAAUAUCAGAUUUUGACCAUCUUGAUCAAUCUCAGACAAAUGAUGUUUUGGGUUUAUCAGUUUCGGAGGGAGAAACUACCCAAAACAUCAGAUGCGAUUCGUCAGGGAUUGGGAGGGAGAAGUGUCGGGAUGAACAAAAUCUGAAUGAAAACGAAAAUAAUACGGGCAUAGAAAAAUUAGAAUCAGAUUUUAAAUUAGAUGAGCAAACUUUGAAUAGAAAAAUAUUAGAUUUAAAUUCGGUGAAAGAAUUAGAAAAGUUCAAUAAAAUGAAAGAGUUAGAGUCAAAUAAAACGGUAAUUAAAAAUAACAAAUUAGAUGAAGCCAUGUUAUGGCAUUCAAAAAUGGAAAAAUUACCAUUCAAAGAGACUAGAACUAGAUCGGUUAGACCUCUACACACGAUUCAUGUUGAUACCAUGGGACCAAUAACACCCUUAUCGUUCCCUGGUGAAAAUAGAUUCAUCAUUGUUUUUAUAGAUGAUUUUUCUAGAUAUGCUCAAGUAUAUCCAGUGCAAAACAAGAGUGAAGCAGGAAAAGAUAGUAAAGUAUGUUACAUUAGAACAGAUAAUGGUACAGAAUUUUGUGGAGGGGAAUUUCUAGAAAUAAUGAAAGAAGAGAAAAUAGAAGAAAACUUUGCACCACCUUACACUCCAGAACACAAUGGUACAGCUGAAAAAUUUAACAAAACGUUACAGCAGAAAAUUAGAGCGUUGCUAAUUGGUUCUGGGGUACCAAAAAGGUUCUGGUCUUUGGCAGCUGAAACAGCAGUUAAUGUUUAUAAUAGAACACCGCACAAAUCAAAUAAUUUUGAAACUCCAUUAUAUAGAAUAAAUUCAAGUCUGAAAAAUCAUUUAGAUUCACUUAGAAGGUUUGGUUGUUUAGCUUAUGUGAGAAUACCAAUCACAGAAACCAAGUUCUCCGAAAGAGCGUUAAAAACAAUAUUGGUAGGUUAUUCAAGCACAGGAUAUGUUUUGUGGCAUUAUUCAACGAAUAGAUUUAUAAAUUCAAGACAUGUUAAAUUCAAUGAAAAACAAGUAUAUAAAGACUUGUUAGAUGUUGAUAGAUUAGAAGAACAUGGAAAACUAGAUGAAAAUAAUAUAGACUGGUUUAACGUAGAAGAAAAUAACUCCAUUCCCAUUAUUAAUAAUGAGUUAGUAUUAGAGGAACAAAUAGAUAAGAAAAACCUGAAGCGGGGUAGACCAAAGAAAAAAUCAUUAGAAGAACAGGAAAUAAAAGAAAAAGAGGUUAAAAUACCAAAGUUAUCCAAAAGAAUUCCAAAACCAAAAUUAGAUGAAAAUUUUGUUUAUAGAGCAAAAACUCAACUGAUAGAAGAUACUAGUUUUGCAUUCUUUACAGCAAAAGAUAUUGAAAUAGACAAAUUUCAAUUCGGUCAAAAUUUAGAUGGGCAGGAAAACAAAGCAAUAGAAAUAGAUGAACUAAAACAUGCUAUGUUUGCAAAUAUUAAUAAAGAUCCUACUAAUUGCGAUGAAGCUAGAAAAAGAGCGGAUUGGCCGAAGUGGAAAAAGGCCAUGGAAGAAGAAAUUAAAUCAAUGGAUGAUAAUCAGAUGGAUGUAAAAACAGCAUUUUUAUAUGGAAAAUUAGAUGAAUUAAUUUAUAUGGAAAUACCUGAGGGAAUAGAAAAUGGAGAUAAAAUUAAAAGAACUAAGUGGAACAAUAGAUUUUCAGAAGUUGCUCGAAAACUAGGAUUAGAAAAUGAUGUGAAUGAACCUUGUUUGUACACAUGGAGAAAAGAAGGUAAAAUGGCUGUGCUAGCGCUGUAUGUAGAUGAUAUGAUAGCAGCUAGUAAUUAUCCUGAAAAAUUAGAAGAAAUUAAAACAGUGUUAAAAUCUGAGUUUGAAAUGAAAAUGUUGGGUGAGCCCAAAAUGUUUCUUGGUAUGAAAAUAGAAAGAGAUAGAUCAAAUCAAGAAAUGUUAAUUUCACAACCAGAUUAUAUUGAAAAGAUUCUAGAACGUUUCAAUAUGAAGGAAUGCAAGCCACAAAACACUCCCAUGGUCACUAGACAAGUGAAACAUAGAAGUGAAAAAGGAAAAAUAAAACAAAAUGAAAAUCAAGUCAGUUCCAAAGUAGAUGCAAAACUCAAAGUACCUUAUCGAGAAGCUAUUGGGAGUCUAUUAUAUUUAGCUGGCACCACUAGACCAGAUAUAUCGUAUGCGGUCAACUAUUUAUCUAGAAGACAAUUAAAUACUACUGAAGAAGACUGGGUAGAAGUCAAAAGAAUUUUUAGAUACCUUAGAGGAACUUCGAACGUAGGUUUAAGAUUUAGAGGUCUUACAAAUAAUUUAGAAGCGGUAACAGAUGAAGUUUUAGAGACUGUGAAGAAUCAACCUCAACCAGUGGAAAAACCCGCUAAACCAGAAGAAAAGAAAUAG
This is a messenger RNA of Chrysoperla carnea, 4932 nucleotides long. RefSeq lists its product as uncharacterized. The transcript is spliced from 7 exons. The coding region runs from base 487 to 4932 and encodes 1481 amino acids. NCBI's taxonomy places the organism in Eukaryota, Metazoa, Arthropoda, Insecta, Neuroptera, Chrysopidae. The record is from RefSeq and is a predicted model, not a curated record. Gene Ontology annotation, molecular function: nucleic acid binding; zinc ion binding. Gene Ontology annotation, biological process: DNA integration.